This is a messenger RNA of Cryptococcus wingfieldii CBS 7118, 657 nucleotides long. Its product is annotated as kinase regulator. Gene Ontology annotation, biological process: positive regulation of protein phosphorylation; signal transduction; cell division. Lineage: Eukaryota; Fungi; Basidiomycota; Tremellomycetes; Tremellales; Cryptococcaceae. Bases 1 to 657 code for a protein of 218 amino acids. Gene Ontology annotation, molecular function: protein kinase activator activity. The transcript has 9 exons. Gene Ontology annotation, cellular component: cytoplasm; nucleus. The record is from RefSeq and is a predicted model, not a curated record.
AUGUCUACAUUAUUCAACAUCAAGAGCGGCCAAUCUCGCACUUUCAAGCCAAAGAAGGUUGCCGAAGGUACAAAACAAUGGCAGCUGAAGCAGUACGCCCAGCAGACCCUGGGAUCUGGUAACCUCAGGACCGCUGUCAAGCUACCGGAAGGAGAGGACCUUCAGGAAUGGAUUGCGGUGCAUGUGGUGGACUUUUUCAACCAUGUCAACAUGCUCUAUGGGACUGUCUCUGAGUUCUGCACGCCUGCUGAAUGCCCUAUAAUGAACGCCGGCCCCAAGUACGAGUACUUCUGGGAAGAUGGAACCAACUACAAAAAGCCAACCCACCUCUCUGCUCCUGCUUACGUCGAAGCCCUCAUGUCUUGGACGCAAUCCAUCCUCGACGACGAGAAGCACUUUCCUCAGACAAUCGGCAAACGCUUCCCACCUACUUUCAUGACCACCGCCAAGACGAUCCUCAGGAGACUGUUCAGAGUCUACGCGCACAUCUACCACUCGCAUUUCGACCAAAUCUGUGCUCUUGGUAUUGAGGCUCACUUGAACACCAACUAUCGACACUUUUUGCUCUUUGUUGACGAGUUUGCUCUGUUGUCCGAGAAGGAUCUUGUUCCUCUCGAGGACUUCAACAAGACCAUCUUGAACGAGACUGGGAAGUAA